Molecule: messenger RNA, 994 nt
Organism: Nezara viridula (southern green stink bug)
Lineage: Eukaryota; Metazoa; Arthropoda; Insecta; Hemiptera; Pentatomidae
Source: the annotation of a GenBank genome assembly
AUUUAUAAAUUACAAUAUUUUACUUUAAUUUAAAAAAUGAAACAAAAAUACAAUUAAGUUAUUAAUGAGUAUCGAUUCAUUUAUGAGGCCUAGAAAUCUGGCAGAGUAUUGGAUGGUUUUUGUUGGAUAACAGUGCCUAAAUAUAAGUGAUAUUUCACAAUUAUAUAGAAUGGUUUCUCAGAUCACAGCUCAGAUAUAAUAGAUUCCAAAUAUUAGUCAGAUACAAACAGUACUCAGGCCACUUGGUAUUCUACAGAGUACUCACCAAGAGCCAAGGGGAGAAUGAAACGUGUAUAUAAAGAAGUCGAGGUUCAACAGACACCAGAUUCAAUCUGAAGUUGGUUCUAACAACAACUAGAGAGAUGAGAAUUAUUUUGUUGACAUUAUCGGUGGUAGUAUGCGCCAUAGCAGAAGCCCCUUACCCACAGCCAAGGAAACCUGAAGGAGCUCUUCUGCUUUUGCCUCCCGAAUACAAUAAGAAGUCAGAAUAUAAUUACCAACCGAGCAAAACAGAAGAUUUGGCCGAAAUAAGCGACAAGGUUAUGCAGAGGCUGCGACAAGAACAAGGAUCAGGCUCCGGCAGCUACCACGUCUACCUGAACGAUGGUCGCCUCCAAAAGGUCCAGUACACCACGGCACCCCUGAAGAGCGGACAACAGAACUCCCCGGCCCAGCAGUACAAGCAGACGGAGAGCGGGUUGAACCCGAUCAUCGCCCAGUUCGGGAGACUCCAACAAGAACUGCAGGAACAGCAGAUCCAACAACUGCAGCAGAGGCAGCAACAGCUGGAACAGCAGCAGCAGGAGCUGAGGCAGCAGCAGCAGGAGCUGAGGUCUGCCAGCUACCUGGCCAGCAUCCGCUACUCCAACGUCGACCCCAUCACCUCCCCGAUCUACUCAUACAAGCCCAGCCCAGUCACUAGGAUCCUCAGAUACGCUCCAGAAUAUUUCUGAACUCAUCAUAUGUUUAAAAAAAUAUAGUUAUAUAACUUGAA